This is a messenger RNA of Chaetura pelagica (chimney swift), 498 nucleotides long. It is a transcript of the gene YKT6, whose product is annotated as YKT6 v-SNARE homolog (S. cerevisiae). Gene Ontology annotation, biological process: endoplasmic reticulum to Golgi vesicle-mediated transport. Gene Ontology annotation, cellular component: Golgi apparatus. The record is from RefSeq and is a predicted model, not a curated record. Lineage: Eukaryota; Metazoa; Chordata; Aves; Apodiformes; Apodidae. The coding region runs from base 1 to 498 and encodes 165 amino acids. Gene Ontology annotation, molecular function: SNAP receptor activity. The transcript is spliced from 7 exons.
AUGGGACGUUCCAUGGAAAGCGUGCAGGAGUUCAUGGCCUUCACCAGCCAGCUGAUCGUGGAGCGCUCUGGGCCGGGCAGCAGGGCCUCUGUCCGGGAGCAGGAGUAUCUGUGCCACGUCUACGUCCGGGGUGACGGGCUGGCGGGCGUCGUGAUUGCCGACACUGAGUACCCACAGCGGGUUUGCUUCACCUUGCUGGACAAGGUACUGGAUGAGUUCUCUAGGCAGGUCAGCAGGACCGAGUGGCCCUUGGGAUCACCAGCCACCAUCAGCUACACUGCCUUGGAUGGGUACCUCAGCAAGUACCAGAACCCCCGCGAUGCCGAUCCGAUGACCCGAGUGCAGGCGGAGCUGGAUGAGACCAAAAUCAUCCUGCACAACACUAUGGAGUCACUGCUGGAGCGGGGGGAGAAGCUGGAUGACCUGGUAUCCAAGUCAGAGGUGCUGGGGGCACAGUCCAAAGCCUUCUACAAAACCGCUCGGAAGCAGAAUUCCUGA